UUCCAUCUCUCCUCCCCCCUUCACCUCUGACAUGGUGAUGGAGGUGCCUUCCUCUUGGGGAGAUACCUAACGAGGGAAUCCCCAAACCAACGUGCCAUUGGCGGGCGUGAGACGAUCCAUAGGUAUUCUAGACCAGUGCGCGCGGGCUCAAAGGGAAAGAAAACGACAUAAAACAAUUUUAGAAAGACACAAAAACGAUCUAUACCGGGAGCGAGUAAGAUGCAAGAGAUCUCCUACGAUUCACGUACUACCGCACCUUCGACUGUAGACAUAAAAAAGAAGGUAAGCACACGCAGAGAGCAUAAUGAAAGCGAGCAGAUGGACGGUUCGCUGCUGGCCGAUGUGUGUAUGUGCAUAGGGAAGGGGCAAUGCGGUUCAGGGCUGGGUGAAGCAACCCCGAAGCGCAUCGGCACACGGGAUAUGCGUGCAUGCAGGUCUGUUUUAUGCUACUCCGGUACGAAAGAGAGCGUUCAAAAAAUGAAAUAGAGAGCGAGAGAGAGAGAGAUGGCAAUGGCCGGCUGCGAUGUGCUCAUGUUUCCAACUCGGGCAGCAGUUAGAGAAGCUUUUAAGGGAAGAUCUCAUCAAAUGUGCAUAGAAUGGGGUGGAAAAGAGAGAGACAGAAAAUGGAGGAGAGCGCGAGCGAGAGAGCAAGCAAUAGCAGCGAAAGGGAGAGAGAUGUUUCGCGUGAGGGCCGGCGAGUCGACAUACGCAAGUCGUGCUCAUCGAAGCAGUCACUUCAUCUCACACCGUUCUCCGGUACGGACCAGCAUUCGUGUGUUGCGGGUCCGCUUUGAGUCAGCAAAUCCAAUCCGUCCUUCGAAUCUCGUUUCGAAGCCCCGUGCCACAGCCAGUCCCAGUCAGCAAUUUUUGCUUGUGUGUGAACGAAAAGUACAGUUUAAGUUUAAAACAAACGCUGCUGUAAGAAAGUUUAUUUAUGUAGAAAACAGCAAAAAAAAAGCCCAGCUUCCUUAACGAUUCCGGUACGAUCCCAACGGAAGAUCAAGCAGCAAAACAGUGUGUGAGGUAGCAAAACAAAAGCCUAAACAACUUAACUCACCCUCGGAUUUACACCUAGUCGGGCUUUUGUGUGUGUUUUUUUUCUUGUGUCUUAAAUAUUUAUUUGCGCGAGAUAUAUUUUGUGUUGCGUGAUCUCUCGCUCUCUCUUGCUCACGUUACCCGAUACACGGCGCUGAUCGGAGAGCCAGCAAACGCACGCGGCGCAUUACAUUGUGCGGUAGGCGAAAAGGGGUGUGUUGCGUAUCGGUGUGCGAGCGGAGUUUGAAACCGUGGGAAAAAUCAGUGACGAUCGCGAAAUUCCGGUCCCGUGAAGAAGAAGCGGGUUUAAGCGCAGAACGGGUGCGAACGAGCCCACGAGGAAAGGGGAGGUUUGUUGCUUUUCGUGGUGAAAGGGAAGCAUCAGUUCUACGGACGUGCGCGCGAGCGUAAGCGAGACAGCCCGUAACGGACGCGCCUCCUCUAGGGGUGGUUGGAAGAAGUGGUAACAAAAGUGGAAAGAAGCCAAAGUUCGCGUUCUUCGCGCGAUCGCCAAUUUCGCAUUUUCGCGAACAUCAUCUCACCCCCAAAAACCCUCUACCCACCCCCAAGAGGGUUGGUGGUAUGAACCACCCCACCAAAAAUUUAGCUUUCUGUUUAUGUGUGCUUCGCUUUGUGGGCUUUGUUUUUACGCGCGUGUGUGAGUAGCCGGUGGGGCGUUAAAAAACAUAAAUGUAAAUACGGAAUCACAAAAAAAAGAAACUUUCUCGCACAGAACGGAAACGGGUGAAAGUUUAUGUAUGUUUGUGUGACUGUGUGUGGAGCUUGGAGAAGAAAUUUCACGUGACGAUCGCAUUAUUAUGUGCACACGGUUUGCAUAAUUGACAUUGUUGGUUACACGUUUGGUAAAAACAACGAACGAUAGUUAGUGAAUCGGCAGGCGAGUUCCGGUAGUAAACGUUCCUCUAGUAGACCAUUGUGUGCCGCCUCGCCAAGGGGUGGACAAUAUAGGCCUCUAUAUGGGUGUACUGAACGUGACCAGUUCCGGUGCCGCUAUCGUCGAGUGCCAGCAACAUCACCAGCAGCAGCAGCAGCAGCAACAGAACAAGAAAAACGACACAAUCUUCUCACCCAUCAAGAACAAGAUGAAGGUGUUGAAGAAGAUCAAGAAACGCAUGGGACUAGCAACGAGAAGUGCAUCGUCCUGUCCCGGUCCAAACAAUCUGCCUCCGUUACAGUUUCACAGUGUGCACGGUGACAACAUACGCAUCUCGCGCGAAGGUACCGUCGCCAAGCGGUACGAAUCGUUCUGCAAGGGUAUCACCUUCAGUGCGCGGCCAGUGCGCGUUAACGAGCGCGUAUGCGUCAAGUUUCUGGACAUCUCCAACAACUGGAGCGGUGUGAUCCGGUUCGGGUUUACCUGCAACGAUCCAUCGUCACUGCGCGGUAACCUGCCAAAGUAUGCCUGCCCGGACCUGACGAACAAACCCGGCUUCUGGGCGAAGGCACUGAACGAACGGUACUGCUACCGGGGCAAUGUGCUGUUCUACUACGUCACACCUUCCGGCGAUGUACACUUCGGCAUCAACGGCGAGGAGAAGGGUGUGUUCAUCACGGACGUGGAUGCACGCGGUCCGCUGUGGGCCGUAAUCGAUGUGUACGGCAACUCGACCGCGAUCGAAUUUCUCGACUCGCGCAUCUACAUGUUCCAGGCCCAGCAACAGCAGCAGCAGCAGCAACAGCAUCAACACCAACACCAUGGUACGCAUCCGCACGCACAAAGCCAAACACGUCGUCCGACGGAACCGGAGAUCGGUAUGCCGCAGAUGGAAUCGCUCAGCAUCAACCAGCACAACCAUCAGCUGAUGGAGGAGCGGCCGGUAACUUGCGGUGCGCUUAGUCCCACGACCUCCGUACGCUACCACAGCCCAGCACCGGGAUUGCUACCGUUGCCGUUCCAUCCGGUUCGUGGACGCAACAUAAAGUUCUCCGCCGAUCGGUACGUCGCCACUCGGGCCGAUACUGAGUUCUGCCAGGGAUAUGUGUUUUCGCCCCGUCCGGUAAAGAUUGGCGAACGGUUAAUUAUUCAGAUCCUCAAGACAGAUCCGAUCUUUGUCGGUUCGCUAGCGCUAGGACUGACGUCGUGUGAUCCGGCUAGCUUGCAAUUGAACGACCUUCCAGACGAUUCCGAUAUGCUGCUGGAUCGGCCCGAGUACUGGGUGGUUAGCAAGGACGUUGCAUCCACGCUGGUACGUGGUGAUGAGCUUUGCUUCAACAUCACCGUCAACGGGGAGGUACAGAUCAGCAAGAAUGGCGGUGCGCCAUCGGUCAUCAUGCACAUCGACCAGUCGCUCCAGCUGUGGGCCUUCCUGGAUGUGUACGGUUCCACGCAAAGUGUGCGUCUGUUUACGCUUCCGCUUCCGCCGGUUGCUUCCUCGUGCGCCACCAACAUCUACAUGGCGCGGUCACAUUCAUCGCUGGCUGCCGCCGCCACUAGUCAAUCGGUGCGCAGUCUGCACCAGGAGGCACAGGUGAUGGCCGAAUCGGCUACCAUGGCAACCGGUAGCUGUCGGACGCUUGCCGGUGGUUCAUCCACCAGCGCUCUGGUGCAGCAGACGACGGCCACAACCGCUACCGCUUCCGUGCGCCCCGAUAUGAUUCAGAUCAAUCCGGGCGGUACGGUGCUGGUCGUCAAUCUGCCACCGGCCGAUGUUCUUACCCAACAGCAGCAGCAACAGCAACAGUCGUCCCAAUCGCAAGCGCAGGCCACGAUUGUAACGCGCGGUAUGACCACAUCCGCUUCGACUCUGUCCGUCCCACUGUCGACACUUUCGCUUUCGUCACACACCGGCUCGACUGGAACGGUCAGCUGUGAGUUGAUGGCCAACACCAACAAUAACAACAACAACAACAGCAACAACUACGCUGCUAGCAAUUCCGCCUACCCAGAGUCACUGUCGAGCUACAACAAUGCAGCCAACUAUUCGACUGCAGCGCUCGCCGCGAACGGCAUCUACAGCUCGACGAACUGUGUCGAUUGCACGAUCUGUUUCGAGAAGCCGAUCGAUUCGGUGCUGUACAUGUGCGGCCAUAUGUGCAUGUGCUACGACUGUGCGAUCAAGCAGUGGCGUGGCAUCGGCGGUGGACACUGUCCACUGUGCCGUGCCGUGAUACGCGACGUUAUCCGCACGUACAAGUCGUAGGCAUCGUAGGCGCCACACACGACGGGCAUAGCCAAAGAAAAUGGACCGUGUGGAUCGGUAACGAUCCGGGUUACUACACACCAAACAAAUGUGAUUAAGCAGGGGGCAGUGCGUAACAGUUGUGAUCUGAAGGAAAUGGGGAAAGGGAGGAUAAUAAGGCGCGAAGAAGGGAAGCAAGUUCCAAAUUUGUUGUUGUUGUUGUUGAUGUUUGUUGAUGAAAGUAACGAAGUGGGAAAACUCCGAGUCUGAGUCAACGCUAUUGCAAAAACCGGUGUUCAUCUGCAGACACGAGCAGACGAACGUCCAGCGGAUACUGAACGCCAUUGGCGAUGCGAAUAUAAAUUAACACUGAUAGCUUAUCGGUUGAAGGAUAAACUAUUGAGUAGUCAAAAUUUAUAGUUUUACACAAACCACACCAAUCGCACGUAGGAUGGAGUGUUUUUGUUUUGGCAAUGAAGUUAGGCUUUUAGGCUGCAGCAAAACACGCAUACGCGUUUUAAGGGCGGAAUUGGAACGGAACGAUCGGAACGGAGUGUGAUGAUGGUAGCCAAAAAAAAAGAAAAGAAAAAAACACAAAAAUGAAAGGAAUACGCUAUAGAAAGCAAGUUUUCCCAAUCAGCAACACAAUUGACUAGUAUGUAAGAAACCGUUUGUGUACGGUGGAUAGCGAAAAGUGGAGUAAGUUGAUUGAUAGAGAGCGAAAACCAAAAGCCAACCGUAAAAUCGUGGAAUAAGCAUCACGAUGCGGGCAUGUGUGUGUGUGGGUGAAACGGAAGUGAAGGCAUUUCAUUGCAUUUACACGAGGCAGUAGUAGAUAAGCUCACUUUAGAGUGCUUCAGUUAUGCCAGUCAAUAAUCGAACGAGGCCAGUUAUUGCUUUGAGGUUUGUUUUUUCUACCUAUAAUCUAGUUUACUAAAUAGUCAAUUCGACACAUAUAUCCCCGACAGUGGCGAAUAUAUAACUUAUGGGAGGACAGUAGAUUAAAGAGGAAGAGAAAGAGAGUAGGAGAGAGAAACAUGUUUGCCAAAAAAGAAGAUGAAAGAGUAACAAACGUCACUUCCAAAAGAAAGAAACAAAAAAAAGGAUACACUGCUUCGUAUAGAGUAAAUAUUAUCGAAAAUGUUAGUUAAAAUCGAUAGGGUAACUAGGUACUAUAACAGAACAGGCGGUAAAGGUUCGUUUAACCGUCACGAAGAGUUGUUUCGGUUCUGUGCGUUUCUCACCUUCUCUAAAAGUUUUCAUUACCUCGUGUACAGUGUAUGAUAGUGUCAAAGGAUUAAUUUUUUACAAAAACCACAAUUUUCCACAAUAAUUAAAAGCGAUAGGAAUUGUUAGAGCUGUGCCCCGAAUGCACUCACGCAAGGAUCGUGAUCGCGCUUCGUCCGAUCUACUACUGCUCGUUUGCAGAAACACCGCCGAACGCAUCGGUGCAUUAAUUUAUUUUCUAGUCAAAUAGUCAACAGCAAUGGCAUUCGUAUUAGGAGGCAAAACAAAUUAUUUAAAAGUACGAAAACGCAAAUAAUGCAAAGAAAAAUUAAACAUUAAAACUACUACAAACAACAAUCACGGUUUUUGUUUUGUUUUUUAACGCUUUAUAGCUAAUAGUUUCUCUUGAUUUACUGCUUUCGAUACAUUUGUGCGCCAGGCAAUCACGGUGGAAGAUAGUAUUGUUUCGAGUUGGAAUUGAACAUCACCGCUAAACACUAGGACAUGUGUGUCUGUGCGUGCGGUGGACAAAAUGGACGCUUGGUCAGUCAGUAGUCAGUUGGUGAAAAAGGUGCCGAAGCAGCAGUUGUAAGAUAUGGCAAACUGCUAGUGCGUGAAGUAGAGCCGCUAAAGAUAAUUUAUUGUUACGUACGUUGCGAAGAAGGAAUGAUUGUACAUUUGUUUGUUUGUUUUCCUCCUUUCUUUGUGACGAUUACUUUUAAAGCAUUUAAAGCAACCACUAUGGACAAACCGAAAUCUUCAAUAUGAAAUACAAAAAUAAUUCAAAACCAA
Molecule: messenger RNA, 6194 nt
Organism: Anopheles funestus (African malaria mosquito)
Lineage: Eukaryota; Metazoa; Arthropoda; Insecta; Diptera; Culicidae
Gene: neur
Product: protein neuralized
Exons: 3
Coding region: 2013-4196 (727 amino acids)
Molecular function (GO): ubiquitin protein ligase activity
Source: RefSeq, a predicted model, not a curated record